GUACAAAAAUCGAUCAAAAUCCAACAUAAAUCCACUUAAUAACAAUUCUGAACAAAGUGUUAAUGAGCCUUUCGAAUCUUCUGAAUAUACCACCAAAGAAGACAAUAUUUUAGGUAGUAGUAACAAGAUUAAACAUAACGGAGAUAGCAACUGA
This is a messenger RNA of Funneliformis geosporum, 154 nucleotides long. The record is from the annotation of a GenBank genome assembly. Lineage: Eukaryota; Fungi; Glomeromycota; Glomeromycetes; Glomerales; Glomeraceae.